AUGCCCAAGGUGCUCAGCUACACUCCACCCUGGCUCUGCCGCCCUUCUCCCGGCGCUGCUCUCUUCUCUAGCUCUGCUGCCAAGGGGGCGAAUCGGGAGCAGCAGAAUGGCGGAAGAGAAGGCGACUACGUAGGCCCCGUGAAGACGCUGGCCAGACGGGGCAAUGAAGUGUUUGUGGUGGUGGACAAUCAGAUUCGGUGGUCGAACCUGACAAGACUCAAAGACGAAUGGAAACAGGGAAAGGCAUCUGAGAAGAACCCCCAGGCUUCUCAGGCAGCUAGCGAAGGGAAGGUCCAUUAUCGGGUGUUAAACGUGCCAGUUUAUAGCCAGAUUAGACAGAUACUCCCUUCCCCGAAUGGUUCAUUCCUGGCGAUUAUCACAGAUCACACAGUUCAUAUCUCGGUCAUUCCCGACUCUUCACAUCUCUCGGGCACAGACAACUCACCUAUCCGAGUCAAGACGUACCAGCUGGGCCCUACGACGCACGUUAUCCCUGAAGCACCUGUGGUGUCCGCAGUAUGGCAUCCGCUGGGGCUCUACAGUAACCUUAGUGCUUGCAUUGUGACUAUCACUACAGAUGCCGCUGUACGUGUGUGGGAGCUUGACAGGAACAAUCAAUGGUCUUUUGACCGGCCGACGCUUGCUAUUGAUCUGAAGAAGCUCGUGGAUGGGACGUCUUCCGACCAGGACUUUGCCCCGUCUGGAUUCGGAAAGAACAAGGGUUUCUCUGCCGAUAUGAUCGAUAUGGAGGUCGCUUCGGCUUGUUUCGGGGGUACUGGCAGUGACGGAGAGAACGCCUGGGCACCGAUGACGCUCUGGGUUGCCAUGAAGCCCGGCGACUUGUAUGCUCUUUGUCCGCUACUGCCAUCCAAAUGGCAGGCACCCUCGACUACGGUCCCUGCGCUCUCUUCGGCGAUUGUUCCGAAGCUUUCUGCCUUGGAGCAGGAUCCUGAAGAGCUGGAAGAGGAAUUAACUGCGUGUCGUCAACAGUAUGAAUGGCUGAAGGAAAUCGAUAGCCAGGAGCCGCUGUUCGCUCCCGCGAAUCACGAAACGCUCUCUGGAGCAGACAUUUUUGUUCGGCCCGCCAUUCCGAGUGCAAUCCCUAGAAUGCAAGGCCCGUUCCGCUUCGAUACAGGUGAUGAAAUCGAUGACCUGGAUCUCUGCGAUUUAUUAGUCGUCCCUGCCAAAGCCGACCUCGACGAUCUUAUGUUGGGAGAAGAAGAGGAGCUAGCCUUGGACCAGAGCUCAGAGGACAAGUUGUCCGCUACCCUCAUCUGUCUGUCAACCGGGACCGGCAGAGUCCACAUUUGCCUGGAGCUCGAUGGAGUUGAAGGCCAGUGGCUGCCCAAGGCUAAAAUAAACGCUUUCAGGACUCCGCUCUCCGAACCCUCAGACCUAGUUUUGGUUGAGUCGUUGGAUACCGUCAAGCAAGGCUUCCAACAGCCGAGCUCUUGGCCCAUGUUCUCGAGAGAUGUCCACUCCCAAUACGGCUUCUUCGUUACAUCCACAAGUGGUGUUUCGUUCAUCUCGCUUUCGUCGUGGGUGCAGCGGUUGGAGGCAGAAUUACAAUCCGAGGAUACCUCUGGAUCUGCUUUCCGCUUGCAAGUCUUGUGUGAAGGCUCCACAUCUUCAAGCGAACGGGUUCUUCAAGUCAGUGAUGAGGAUGGCCCUACCACCGGAGCCAAUGGAUCUACCCAUCUAGCGUCUCCUCUGGUAUUUUACGACUACGACCUCGGCUAUCUGUUGUUGACUUUCCGCUCUUCCCAGCCAUAUGCAGCUAUUCUCGAUGCUCCUGAGACUUCUUUCCCGUCUGUUGCUGAAUUACGACGCCUGGAUGCGACUAGCCAGGUUCCUGGAUCACCCAUCUUACCCCCGCGCCGGCUACCGUAUCAGGUCCCUGCUAUCUUCUACUCCGCUUCCCCCCUGGAAUUGUUUGUAGACAAGCAGGUUCCUCAUCGUCAGCGGCACACGCUCAAAGAACAAGUCCGCCUCUCUCCAGCAACUUUAGACUUGGUUGCCGCCGCCCAUCGGAUGCUGUCCGCUCACACAAAUGUUCUCGAACGCGCGGCGUCGGAUCUAUUCCGGCGUUGCGAGCGGUUACAAGGCGAGAUGCGGGACCAAUUGAAACAACUCACCGAUGUGGCCGAACGGAUCCGAGGUGUAUCUAGUGAGAUCGGCGAAGAUGGACAGAGGAAGGAGGGCUCUCGGAGCGGUGAGGCGUUGGACAAGCGACUGCAAGCUGCCAAGGACAGACAAGAACAACUUGUGCAGAGAUAUGAGCGACUCCGUUCCAAGCUGUACAAGUCCGGUGGCCGCCCGCUCAGCGAAAAGGAAAAGGCCUGGGUUGCCGAAGUGGAUACGCUUUCUGUAUCGUUCGCAGAAGGUAAAGAGAAAGAGGAAGGACGAGAGAGGGGGCCAGACCUCUCAUAUCGAUUGGAAAUGGUCAAAUCCAUUGCAGAGGAGAUGCUUGCCGAAGCCAAGACUAUCGCAUCGAGAGCUUCUGUGUCGCCUGAACCCAGCAGUCCAGCCGCUUCAGGGGCUCAACCAAAGGUUCCCCAGAGGCUGCAGCGAGCUAAAAUUGCCGAUGCCAUGAAAAUGGUUGAACGAGAAUCCGCGGUCAUUGACGCCAUCACCUCACGUUUAGAACGACUCAAUACAUGCUUAUAA
Penicilliopsis zonata CBS 506.65 is the source of this 2667-nucleotide messenger RNA. RefSeq lists its product as hypothetical. Lineage: Eukaryota; Fungi; Ascomycota; Eurotiomycetes; Eurotiales; Aspergillaceae. Gene Ontology annotation, molecular function: structural constituent of nuclear pore. Gene Ontology annotation, biological process: mRNA export from nucleus; ribosomal small subunit export from nucleus; protein import into nucleus. Bases 1 to 2667 code for a protein of 888 amino acids. The transcript has 4 exons. Gene Ontology annotation, cellular component: nuclear pore. The record is from RefSeq and is a predicted model, not a curated record.